GGCGACGACACGGUGGACGCCGACGAGCUCGAGAGCGCGUUGCGCUUCUGCGGCAUGAACCCGAGCCGCCGCGACAUCGACCGGGUCAUGCUCGAGAUCGACCAGGACGGCUCCGGCGAGCUCGACCGCGACGAGUUCAUCACGCUGCUC
Molecule: messenger RNA, 150 nt
Organism: Aureococcus anophagefferens
Lineage: Eukaryota; Pelagophyceae; Pelagomonadales; Pelagomonadaceae
Exons: 1
Molecular function (GO): calcium ion binding
Source: RefSeq, a predicted model, not a curated record